Messenger RNA from Drosophila arizonae, 2171 nucleotides. RefSeq names its product Meckel syndrome, type 1 (gene Mks1). The record is from RefSeq and is a predicted model, not a curated record. Gene Ontology annotation, cellular component: MKS complex. Gene Ontology annotation, biological process: cilium assembly. Lineage: Eukaryota; Metazoa; Arthropoda; Insecta; Diptera; Drosophilidae.
UAACAAGUCGAGUUCUCUAAACUAACAAAAUGUAUAAAAAUAGUGCACCGAAACGCACAGGCAUUUAUCGUGUCAAGGGCGACAUCAACGAUUUCCAGCUGGAGCUGAAGUUACGGCACGUGAGCGAAUGGCUGCCCGUGCCAAAAUUUGAAUAUACUGGCGCGAAAAUUGAGUACGCUGACCACUAUCCAGAGACUGCGAGCAGCAGCGGCUGGUCGGACUGUUUCAUCUUUGUGCCGUACGAAGAUCAGUACGGCAAUAACUAUUACACCUACUACAACUACUAUAAUCCGGGCAGCGAUUAUCCAAGCAGCAGCAUUCGCACCACCAGCCGCAGCAGUCGUCCCACCAGUCGUACAAGCCGCAGCAACAGCAGCCUACACAGCCUACGUAGCCUGCGCAGCUACCCCAGCACUUCCCUCAGCAGCUACCCUAGCAGCUACCCCAGCAGCUACCCCAGCAGCUUGUUCAGCAACAGUCAGUCGGACUUCAUCACUUACCAGCAGCAGGAGCUGUCGUCCGACGACACAGAAUUUCAAAUUCAGAAUCCGGAACUGUGCAGUGGGGCAACGGCCAAUGUUUGCAUUAGCUGGCAGCAAAAGUGCUUCAGUCGCGAGGAGGUGGAGCGCUAUAGCGACCCGAAGAGCUGCCAGACCUCGUUGCAGCGUCGCUAUCAGCGCUGGACGCGCGGGAUUGUGGAGCUGCAGCAGCGCCAUCAGGAGCGGCUGCAGUACGUGGAGUACAGACAGCGCGUGCGACGUCGCCGUCAUAACAAAUCCUCGAGAUCGUCCAGGUCAAAGUCAUCGCCGCUCUCCGAUCUCAGUCUGGAUGAGCUGCCGCCGCUGCCCGAGGACCCGGACUUUGCCACUCGCACCUGCCUCAUCCACACGCUCAUCGAUGCGGAUCUGCGCGAGCUCGCGCCCGGCGACCCUCGGCUGCCAGACGAGGCGCACGAGCUGCUGCAGCAGGGCUGCCAGCUGAUGUACGUCUAUGCCCAGUUGCAGGAGGAUACGUUGUUGCUCUCGCUGCGCUACGACCCGACCAUGGAGCUGCUCUAUGUGUAUCCCGACUUCAGUCUGAGCGUGGAGGACAUGGAGUACGUGGUGCAGAUUAACAACGACUGCCGGCAGCUCUAUGCGUAUGGCUUUGAGAACGUAACCGUGGUGAACGUGCUCGACCAGCAGCUGGAGCAGAUGCAAGCGUAUAUCGGGCCUGUAGGCCCGCUGCAGCUGAGCCUCGACCCGGGAUUACUGGACCUGCCGCUCGUCUUGGACUCGCUGCCCGGCUCUGAGACCAGCGCCGAGCAGCUGGUCAACUACUAUCAGCAGCAGCGCUGCAGUGGAUCGGUUCAGCGGCGCCUGCUGCAGUUCCAGCAGCCACCCAAGCGCAUGCGGCGCGUCGUCUUCCUGCUGCAGCUGCACGAGGCGCAGGACUUCGAGUACCCCAACAUCCAUGUGCGCUACUAUGUCAAUCCGCCGGCGCACACAAUACUGGAGCCAGGAAAUCCGCGCGAUCCAUUCCCGCUGCGCGGCGCCACAUCCACCUGUAUGGGGGGCGGAGCUGACCGCGUGGCUCUGUUCUCGCACUGCUGGCAGCUCACGCUGCUCUGCGAGGAGUCGUAUCAGCCGGACCAGCUGCUGCACAUCUACUUCGAGGUGAUCAGCAUCGACAGGUGGCAGCGUGAGCGCUGCGAGGGCUACGCCCACUUCGCGUGCUCGCUGCUGGCGCCGCUGCCCGCAGGCGUAGUGACCGGGCUGCGGCUGCAGUGCAUCCGGCCCAUGGGCACCUGGCUGGAUGCCCUCAAUCGCUACUUCAUCGGCGGCCGCUCGCUGUUCGACUUCGUCGGCUACUUCAAGAGCCGAUCCUGCGGGAAUGCGCUGCACAGCCGCAUGGAGCUGGAGCGAGAGCACGUGAUGCGCAGCACGGGAACCCUGAUCUUCAGCAUGCAGAAGGUGCAGCAGCGCCACCAGCCCUACGGCUACCACCUGAUCCGGGAGCACAGCGACGACGACGACGAUGACRGCCAGUUUAGCCACGAGCCCAAGGCGACCAUCUCGACCACGCUGCAGGAGGUGAUGGCUGCCUACGUCGAGGCCAGGGACCGCAUCGCGGCGCUCUUAGGCAAGUCAAGCGAGGAGAGCUAGAAAGCAAUCUUGCAUGAAUCUCUCAUA